AUGCCGCUGCUUCGGGGCGUGUGGGGAUUGCUCAGCGCCCUGGGCAAGUCCGGCGCCGAGCUCUGCGCGGACUGUGGGAGUCGGCUGCGCGCACCCUUCAGCUUCGUGUAUAUACCCAGAUGGUUUUCAUCUACUUUGAGUAGUUAUCCAAAGAAGCCUAUGACUUCUUACGUUCGAUUUUCUAAAGAACAGCUACCCAUAUAUAAAGCUAAGAACCCAGAUGCGAAAAAUUCAGAACUAAUUAAAAAAAUUGCGGAAAUAUGGAGGGAACUUCCUGAAUCACAGAAAAAAAUAUAUGAAGAUGCUUACAAGGCAGACUGGCAAGCAUACAAAGAAGAGAUAAACAGACUUCAAGAACAGCUUACUCCAAGUCAGAAAGUAUCUUUGGAAAAAGAAAUGAUGCAAAAACGUUUAAAAAAGAAAUCGAUAUUAAAAAAGAGAGAGUUAACACUGCUUGGAAAACCAAAAAGACCUCGCUCAGCUUAUAACAUUUUUAUAUCUGAAUGCUUCCAGGGAGCUAAGACUGGCUCAUUACAGAUAAGGCUGAAAAAUAUAAAUGAAAGGUGGAAAAAUCUCUCUGAUGCUGAAAAGCAAGUAUAUAUUCAACUUGCUGAAGAUGAUAAAGCUCGUUAUUACAGCGAAAUCAAAUCUUGGGAAGAACAAAUGAUUGAAGUUGGACGUGAAGAUCUUCUUCGUCGCAAAGUGAAGCCCCAAUCAAAAGGCAGUGAGGAAUAUUAA
Molecule: messenger RNA, 738 nt
Organism: Pipistrellus nathusii (Nathusius's pipistrelle)
Lineage: Eukaryota; Metazoa; Chordata; Mammalia; Chiroptera; Vespertilionidae
Source: the annotation of a GenBank genome assembly